UGCCUAGGUCUCUUAUUAUACUCAUUUCUUGUAAGUGGUGAUCUUCUAGCUUAUAUGAUUUUUUUGGAUUUUUACUUCCUAUAUAAAGUGUGAAGGAUUUAUUUAGAGCUAUGUUUAGUCCCCAACCUUUCGCCCAUUCAGUUAAAAUAUUUAGUUUUUCUUGCAAAAGGCUAUCGUUUGUUUUAUAUGAAUAUGUUAUUUUUAAAUCAUCAGCAUAUAGUGAUGGAGAUAUAUUAGGCCCUAGUCUUGUAGGUAGGUCGUUUAUGUAUAUAGUAAAAAGUAAAGGAGCUAAAAUGGUACCUUGUGGGACACCUGAAUGGGUAGUGAAUGUUUUUGAUUUUUCAUCCUUAAUUCCCACAGAGAAUGUUCUAUUUUGUAAAAAAUUUGUAAUCCAUUUGUGUAUUUUUCCCCUAAUUCCAUACGUAUAUAAUUUUUCUAGUAAAUAGUUUAUUGGAACCUUAUCGAAGGCCUUUUGGAAGUCGACAUAAAUUAUAUCUAUAUUUUGGUUGUUUAUUAAUCCCUCAUACCAUUUUGUAAGUGUAAGAAUCAUUUGUGUGGUAGUGGACCGUUUGGGGAGAAACCCAAAUUGAUGUUUUGAGAUUAGAUCAUUUUCCAAUAAAAAUUUUAGUAUUUCUGAUGCUAGUAUUUUUUCAAAGACCCUACAUGUUGUGGAGGUUAGUGAGAUAGGGCGAUAGUUUUGAAUACAUGCUCUGUUGCCAUUUUUAUAAAUAGGUAUUAUUAUUGAAUUUUUCCAUUUGUCAGGUAUGUCCCCAGAGUCUAGUGAGUUACGGAAUAGUUCGCAAAGUGUGGGUGCCAGGAUGUCGUGACAGUUUUUUAGAAUCUUAUAAGAUAUGUCAUUUUGAGUUGUAGAGUUUUUAUUAGGGAGGUUUUUAAGUGUAUUUGCCACUGUUAUUAUGUCAAAGUCUAUGUCUUCUAGUGUAUUUUUUAUAUUUAAUGUGAAUUCUGGUUUUUUAUUGUUAGUCCCAAAAUUAUUAAUGAAAAUUUCUGAAAAAUAAUUUCCGAAUAUUUCACAUUUUUCAUUAUCGUCAAAAAUGUAUUUAUUAUUAUAUAAUAGUACUGGGAUAUUUUGUUUCGAUUUUAUUGAGUUUUUAAUGAAGUUAUUAAUCAUUGAUUUGUUGUUUGAAAUUUUGGAGAUUUUGGAAUUUAGGAAGUUAUUAAUCAGAUACUUUGUUUUGUUACAGAUUUUAUUGUAUUCAUUUUUCAACUCAUUAUUGGCUUUAUAUAGG
This is a messenger RNA of Meloidogyne enterolobii, 1247 nucleotides long. NCBI's taxonomy places the organism in Eukaryota, Metazoa, Nematoda, Chromadorea, Rhabditida, Meloidogynidae. The record is from the annotation of a GenBank genome assembly.